CUAUGGAAAGUAGCUCCACUUGAUCAUUUUGUUCUUUUUUGUUUAGGAUUAGGAGUUUAUGGAAAUCUGAUGUAAAAACACAGAUAAAGAAGCCAAACCAAACUUGGAAAAUGGCAGGUUUCCUAGACAAUUUCCGAUGGCCUGAAUGUGAGUGUAUUGAUUGGAGUGAAAGAAGAAAUACAGUUGCUUCAGUGGUAGCUGGGAUCUUGUUUUUUACAGGUUGGUGGAUAAUGAUAGAUGCAGCAGUAGUUUACCCGAAGCCAGAAGAGAUGAACCAUGCAUUCCAUACUUGUGGAGUGUUUUCUACAUUAGCUUUUUUCAUGAUAAAUGCUGUGUCAAAUGCUCAGGUGAGAGGAGACAGCUACGGUGAUGGAUGUUUAGGAAGAACAGGUGCUCGUGUGUGGCUCUUCAUUGGCUUCAUGUUGAUGUUUGGCUCACUUAUCGCUUCCAUGUGGAUUCUUUUCGGAGCAUACGUUACUCAGAAUAUUAAUGUCUACCCAGGAUUAGCAGUGUUUUUUCAAAAUGCUUUGAUAUUUUUUAGCACCCUCAUCUACAAAUUUGGAAGAACAGAAGAAUUGUGGGCUUAAGCAUACAAAUUUUCUUCAUCAUGUUAAGAGAGUCCUGUAUGUAAAUAUAACUUAAGUUUUUGGUUGUUUUCUAUUUUGCCAUGUAUUACACAUUUUGUAUGUUCUCUUAUUUUUGGAAAGUGAACUGAUUUAAAUAUUCUGUUCCAAGUUGCUGUAUUUAGUUAUCUUUUCAAUAGAACAGAAUUGUGCAUAUUGUACAUAUUGUGGCUCUCUGGUAUACAUAAGAGUGAAUGUUAAAUUUACAUUGCAAUCAGCAGGUUUUCCUGUUCCAUUGUAUGGAGAAUGUGUUAAAGAGAUUCACAGAUUUUUCAAGAUCACAUGUUGCUCUUAAGCACAAAUGAGCAUAGUAAUGUCUUAUACUUCAUUAGCCAAAGGUUGAAACAUUGAUUAUAUGAUCAGAAAGUUCAGCUAAGGACUCUUACAAAAAUACCAUUUGCAGGGUUCUGGAAAGCAGCCAUUUUGUAAUGCAUGAAAAAAAUAAAUUCAAAUGUUUCUAAAACCUAUAGUAUAAAUCUAUGGUAUGAAUCUAAAACUUUACCCAAUAGUAAUUUGUCAAAAAUGUUCAAUUCUGCUGCAAAAUCUAUGUUGAACAAAGGCACAAUAUACCUAUGAAAAUUAAAAAAUGCAGUAAGAGCUCGCAUUUAGUUUGCUUAGCACAGCAUGCCUUAACAUUGAGAUUAAAUACUAAUAUGUUUGGCAAGGUGCAACAGAUUUCUAAGCAUGAAGCUCAUGGGAUUUCAGUAUAUAUAUAAAAAAACCCACCACGCUCAAUAAUGUAAAGUUUUGUUGAGACAUUACUGACAGACAUAUACAGACUGACUGUGAUUAUUUUAAUGCAAAAUCACAUUCUUAAGAAUGAUUCAGGGCAAAGGAGAUCCUGUAUUCUAAUUACUGCAGAGCUCCUGCUUUUCUAUUUUUUACAUGUUUGUAAGAAAGGAAUGUCUUCAGAUGUGACCUGCUGGAUUCCAAAUAAAAGGGGGAAGUGGGAGAAAUCAUUACAGUAUAUUUUUUAACUUCUCUAAUUGAACCUGUGGCAAGACUAUCAUUUUCCCCCCAAAGGACUGAAAGAGAGACAGAGAGAGAGAGAAAGAAAGAGAGAGAGAGAUGUAAAUGGUGUAAAUGUUGGAACGUGUGCUAGUGCAAUACUCCAUUAACCAGAAUUAGCUAUAUUCUUUACCCCCAAAUCUGAAUGGUAUACUGAAAUUCACAUCAAGCUGAAUCUCUCCAGGAUGAAGGACUUCGGCAAGAAAGAGUUGUGGGGAAAUGAAGAAUCAGGUGAGCUAGAAAUGCUUUCAUUCUGAUCGUUGCAGUCAGAAUGUCUAAGGGUCAGUUGGAAACCCUUGCAUGUUUUUGGGCUUCCCCCACCAUAUCUGUAAGGUAAAUAGGCCUGUUAUUGAUGAUUUUAUAAAACCAUUUACAUUUACAGACAUCAGAGCCUUCAGAGGACAGUCUAUGAAGCAAAUAUUUAAGCUGAGAGUUGUCCUGUGAUGUCAUAUAUAUUUGUACCGUGUUUUCCCGAAAAUAAGACAGGGUCUUAUAUUAAUUUUUGUUUCAAAAUGCAUUAGGGCUUAUUUUCA
This is a messenger RNA of Pogona vitticeps (central bearded dragon), 2164 nucleotides long. The record is from RefSeq and is a predicted model, not a curated record. NCBI's taxonomy places the organism in Eukaryota, Metazoa, Chordata, Lepidosauria, Squamata, Agamidae.